Messenger RNA from Clunio marinus, 360 nucleotides. NCBI's taxonomy places the organism in Eukaryota, Metazoa, Arthropoda, Insecta, Diptera, Chironomidae. The record is from the annotation of a GenBank genome assembly.
AUGAAUGAUAUCAAUAUUUCAAUACGAGGCAAAAGUUCCCUGAAGUUCAGGUUGGGAAAUUCCGAAUUGAGCCUAAAUAUAGAAAAUGAAAUUGAACUCACGGUUGAAAACAAGUGCUUUGCACUAAUUACUGAAGAAUUUAUAAAGAUUUUGUGUCAAACGUCAAAAGAAGCUUUGGAAAUAUUAAUUUGGCAAAUUAAUAAAGCGACAACUUACGAGGAAAAUAAAAAUUUUAAUAAAUUUUCAAUUCAUAUUUCUAGUCCUAAGUUAUCGCUUAAUAAAAUCAGCAAUGUGAACUUGAAAGUGGGCAACAACUUAUUGGUUGUGACAAACGACAAUCAAGGUAGAGAGAAUCGAUAA